AAAUGCGUAUAUAAACAUUUCUUCUAUAUCUCAACCACUGAAAAUUUCCUCUCCACUCUCUCUACUCACCAACCCCCAAACUCGAAUAGACGUCGGCGUAAUGGCGUCGUCCAUCUCCACCAAACUCUUCCUCGGAGCUCCCGAUGGAUCCGCCCGCCUUGGAUCCCUUCAAUCGCCGCAGAUGCUGCCGUCUCCGGGCCUAAAGUUGCCCGCUCGCCGAUCCCAGUCCAGACGCCUUGAAAUACAGGCUGCCGGUAGCACAUAUGGCACUUACUUUCGUGUUACAACAUUUGGAGAAUCUCAUGGUGGUGGUGUAGGGUGUGUUAUUGAUGGAUGCCCUCCUAGACUUCCCCUCUCAGAAGCUGAUAUGCAAGUAGAUCUUGAUAGAAGGAGGCCAGGUCAGAGCAGAAUAACCACCCCUAGAAAGGAGACUGAUACAUGUAAAAUAGCUUCAGGGGUUGCUGAUGGGUUAACCACUGGUUCUCCAAUCAAAGUAGAAGUGCCCAAUACAGAUCAAAGAGGACAUGACUACAGUGAAAUGUCACUAGCUUAUAGACCAUCUCAUGCUGAUGCAACUUAUGAUUUCAAGUAUGGCGUGAGAUCAAUACAGGGUGGUGGUAGAUCAUCUGCAAGAGAAACCAUUGGGAGGGUUGCUGCCGGAGCUGUUGCUAAGAAAAUUUUGAAGCAAUAUGCCGGAACUGAAAUUCUUGCUUAUGUUUCACAAGUGCACAGUGUUGUCCUUCCUGAAAAUUUGGUUGAUCAUGAAAGUUUGACCCUCGAUCAGAUAGAGAGUAAUAUUGUAAGGUGCCCAAAUCCCGAGUAUGCGGAAAAGAUGAUUGCUGCCAUUGAUGCUGUCAGAGUGAAAGGUGACUCUGUGGGGGGUGUUGUCACCUGCAUUGCUCGGAAUGUUCCAAGGGGUCUUGGUUCUCCGGUCUUUGACAAACUUGAAGCAGAGUUGGCCAAAGCUGCUUUGUCUUUGCCUGCAACAAAGGGAUUUGAGUUUGGCAGUGGAUUUGCAGGUACUUUUAUGACUGGUAGUGUGCAUAAUGAUGUAUUCUACAUGGAUGAACAUGGCCGAAUCAGGACAAAAACCAAUCGUUCUGGUGGGAUACAGGGUGGGAUAUCAAAUGGAGAAAUCAUCAACAUGAGAAUAGCUUUUAAGCCAACAUCUACAAUCUCUAGGAAGCAGAAUACUGUGAGCAGAGACAAAAAUGACACGGAGCUCAUAGCUCGAGGUCGUCAUGACCCUUGUGUUGUUCCACGAGCUGUACCCAUGGUGGAAGCAAUGGUAGCCCUGGUGCUCGUUGAUCAAUUGAUGGCACAAUAUGCCCAAUGUAUGCUUUUCCCUAUUAAUCCAGCGUUACAGGAACCACUGGAACAGCGUAAAAGCGAGCAAGCACAGAUUCCCCUUUAAUGGUGGCUGGUCCAACCAUUCUCGUCAUCAGCUUUCCUCAGCGUUCUGCCUCUCCAUAGCGGCACUUCUCAUUUAAGUUACCUACGAUGAGUGUAUUGUUAUCUGAGAGAUUGACGUGUUUCUGAAUUGAAUUAUUCUGUGUUUUGGAUAAAAGUAGUGAAGUGGGUUUGAAGAGGUUGUAUGUAUUUUCACAGAGUACAAGAAUCUUUUGGUUUUACAACCAGUCUUUCAUCAGUUGAUUAUAUUAGCGUAGUUGGCUUCAAAGGAAUAAUGUAAGUCGACCUGCUUGCUAUACUGUGUAUUGAACAUUUGUUGCAGUCCAGUCUUUUUUAAUCUUAUUGUCUUUGUUGCA
Sesamum indicum (sesame) is the source of this 1766-nucleotide messenger RNA. Its product is annotated as chorismate synthase, putative / 5-enolpyruvylshikimate-3-phosphate phospholyase. Gene Ontology annotation, molecular function: chorismate synthase activity; FMN binding. NCBI's taxonomy places the organism in Eukaryota, Viridiplantae, Streptophyta, Magnoliopsida, Lamiales, Pedaliaceae. Gene Ontology annotation, cellular component: cytosol. Gene Ontology annotation, biological process: chorismate biosynthetic process; aromatic amino acid biosynthetic process. The record is from RefSeq and is a predicted model, not a curated record.